Penaeus chinensis is the source of this 5387-nucleotide messenger RNA. RefSeq names its product protein lin-28 homolog (gene lin-28). The record is from RefSeq and is a predicted model, not a curated record. The coding region runs from base 92 to 565 and encodes 157 amino acids. Gene Ontology annotation, molecular function: nucleic acid binding; zinc ion binding. The transcript has 5 exons. NCBI's taxonomy places the organism in Eukaryota, Metazoa, Arthropoda, Malacostraca, Decapoda, Penaeidae.
AGAGAAGCGAAUGAGGAGGGAAGUAUCGUUGUCUUGGUUUUGGCGCGAGAGGCGGACAGGUUAAGCAAGACAGGAACCCUGGCGUCUUAGCAUGGCAGAGGGGGAGGUGGGGAGGUGGCGCACAGGACGGUGUAAAUGGUUCAAUGUAGCGAAAGGCUGGGGGUUCGUCAGCCCGGACGACGGAGGCCAAGAUGUCUUUGUACACCAGAGCGUGAUCAAGAUGUCUGGCUUCCGAAGCCUGGGCGACGAGGAGCAGGUCGAGUUCGAGUGCAAGGUCUCAGACAAGGGCCUGGAGGCGACCGUGGUCACCGGCCCUCAGGGAGCGGACUGCAGGGGCUCGCAUCGGAGGCCCAUGAGCAAGAAGCGCUACAGGAAGAUAAGGUGCUACAACUGUGGAGAGUUCGCCAACCACAUCGCGGCCAAGUGCAUAAUGGGUCCGCAACCGAAGAGGUGUCACUACUGCAAGAGCGAAGACCACCUCAUAGCCGACUGUCCCCAACGCCCGGAAAAGAGUAAAGGGAGUGAAGAAGGCGAGGAGUGUGAACUAGGAGAAACCAAGGUCUAAUUGUGAUAGGUUUAGCUCACUAAGCCAAGCCUUUCUCCUCUGCAGUUAACUAACACAUUAAGUAAUAGCAUAAUCUGUAUGUCUUCUAGAGUUUGAUGGUGACAAAAAAACAUACUUAAUGGUGACAUGGUAUUUUUGAUGCAAAAGUUUGAUGGGUUUUUAUUUGAUAUUAUUGUUUUAUGAAAUGAUGAACAAUUCAGUUUUAUGUCUCAGUUUUAUUUUUAUUUUAUUUUGAAGAUUUAGCCAUUAUACCAGCAUAGUAUUUUUUCAUCAUAUUUUGAAGAAUUUCCUGAGCCAGUUUUCCCUUUUUUUUCUUCUUUUUUUUUGGGUGGAGAGGCUGUUCGUUAAUCUGAUUCUGCUAAUGAAAUCCCUUUACUUUUUCUCUUAAAAGAAGAAAAUGAGAUUGAAAAUGUGCCUGAAGUGUUAUUUAUGCUAUAUUGCUCAAGCACAACUGAAGGUUUAAUAGUAUUCUGUCAAGGCUUACUAACUGCACAUGUACUAACAGACUGCAAAUUAUCAUUAUGAUGACAGAGAGUUUUGGAACUGGAUUUCUUAAUUCAGUAAUGAUCAUACAGACUACUUUGUACUGUAAUUAAAUAAUACCAAUUUAAUGAACAAGACUAUGGAAAGAAAAUAUGAAAAAUAAGAUAUAAUGUCAGGUUUGUACACAACUUUCCAAUGCAACAUUAAAGAUGUUCAGGUAUUUUGAUAAUGAGUGUGUAGCUGAUUGACUUAGCCUGUGGUAUAUGGUAGCAUAUUGCUUGUGUCUUCUGUGAAUACUAACAUAAAAGUGCUAGUAAUGUUCAGGUGAAUACAGCAACUCCCUUCACACUCAGGUUUUUCUAUGGUAUAUUCAGCAAGCCUUCUGCAUAAUCAAAAUAAGUCCAUAUAGAUGCAACUAUUUUCAAACUGUGUGGUGUAGAUGCAAAACUUUUAGUUAGAAUCAUAUAUUAUUUUCUGUACGAGUAUAGAUCUACCAGCCAGUCUUAGUCUGAGAUAUUAGGUCAUUGAUUAUUUGAUUUUUGAAAGUUUGUAGUUUUUGCAAUGUUUAUAGAAGCAGACUCCAUGGUGCUCAAGAGGCAAGCAGUCAAGUUCACAAGUAGAGAUUAAGUUGUAAGUUGUGGUUCAUGUUUUCACAUGGGUUUAAAACCUAAAGAAUCUCAUAAUCUGAAAAAAAUAGGUAUCCAGUUCCUUUUUUUUUUUUGUGGGUAUAUAAACUGUGUGGAUGUCUGGUUCAUGAAUAGAGUGCAUUAAAGAAAUGUAAAAGACAUGAUUUAUUUGUUUGUAGAUCCAGUUUUCUUUCUCAUUUAGGUUCAAAUUUUGAUUGUAAUAUGAUUUUUUUUUUUUUUUUUAUACCCUUGCUUCACUAAGCAUAAGAUAUAUAUUUAUAUUUGAGGGACAUGUAUAAUUAGCAAGAAUUAUAGAUAUUUAAAAGUUGCCCUAAGAGUGAAAACCAUGGAUAUACUGUAAUUAGGCAUGUAAUGAUAUGAUUAUGCUUAUUAAAAUGGGUGCCAAUUUUUUAAUGUAUCAGACCUUGCCAGAAUACUUACUCUUACCAAAAAACAAAAGCUUAUUUUGUAUCCCAGUACGUAUUCUGGCAAAUAAUGAUAAUGACUGCCAAAGUUCUGAAAUGAAUCACCUUUGAAAAAAAAAUUAUAAUAAGAAUGAUAAAAAAAGAUCAAAUAAAACCAAAUUUAAAAUGAGAUUGCACACCGUAUCCUAUUAACUUUAGAUUUCAGAAUGGCAGCUUUUGUUAUGUGUUCAGGGAGAAACAUCCAGAGUUCCUACAUGAUCAGGUUUGCUUAUCUUCUGUUAGAGUGGCAGUCGCUCUUAGUAUGGGCUGGCAGGAGAUGGAGUAUCAUGUGAAUUAAGAAAGAUUGAUGUUGAUAUUAGGGUUAUCGUUAAUGUGAUUAUGAUGAUUAUUAUUGUUUUUUAUAAUUGUAAUUAUCAUCAGCAUAUUAUUAUUAUUAUUAUUAUUAUUAUUAUAAUUAUUAUUAUUACCAUUAUAAUAUCACUAUUACUGAAUUGUUACAGUUAUUGUAUUAUUAUGAUAAUACAUAAAUACAUAAAUUCAUAAACUGUUAAUAUCAUCUGUUGUAUCUUCAUCAGAAUCUGAACUGAAAGAGGCUAGUCUUAAGAGGCUUUAUAAUAUAAUAGAAUCUUAGACAACUGAUGAGAGUACAACAGUUUAUUGGAGUACACAAUAUACUCAAGAUAUACGUAAGCAUCUGUGUAGUUGAUGUCUGUAGACUUCUUCCAAUAUGUAUAUGUAUAUGCACUUGCCUUGAGAAGAUCUGAAGACUUCAGCUUACAAGAACAUAUGAUCUUCUACACUGUGUAAUGUGUAAUAGUGUGCCAUUUGCAAUUCAUCUUGAAUUCUUGUCACAUGUGCUGAAACACAAGUCACAACAUUGCCACACAGUAAAAUGCAGUAUUUACAAGUUUUAGUAAGAAUUCCUUUGUCUUCAAACCUGCCAGCCCAUAGCAGAGGUUAUUCAUAAGUAAAAUAGUUUACAUAAUAUGCUUUAAAUAGCCACAGCCUUAUACUCACUACAUAAUUUCUUGUUGCAUUUUUGAACAGUUUGUUCAAAAAUGUUCUCCAGAUUAAUGUUAAGAGCAAUAUAUUUACUCUACAGUGCAUAUUACAGCUCAUUGUCCAUAUGCAUCUUUGUAUGCAAAAUUUCAAAUACCUCACAUAGCAUGGCUUUGCUGUCAAACAAAGCAAUGUCUUGUACAGUGUCUAAAGACAUUAUGUAAAGAAUGUUUCAGUUUUGAAUGUAACAGUUUGAACUCUGUGCAGAUACUUCUGAGUGUUUUUUUUCUCUCUUUCUUUUGUAGACAUUUUUUGUUUUUUUAGAAAAUAGUUUUAAAAGUCAUGUCCAGUGUUUGGGCAUAGAAAACUCCCAUGGUAAAAAUGGGGACCCUUAAUACAUGUCAGAAAAAAAGUUUGUUAAUAAUAAAAAUGGUCUUGUAUGCUUUUCUGCCUAACUGAUGUUCUGUUUUUUGUUCUAUAGGUGAAAGAUUACACCACUGCAAUGGACACUCAUAUUUUGAGUUCUGUGUAAAAGUUACUUCAAUAUUUAAUUCCCACAAUGAGUGUAUUGUAUUUGCAUGCUUCCUUAAACUUAAAGGAUAAUGGAAGCCACAUUCUGCCAUAGCAAAUGAAAGUUUCACAUCUAGGUUUUAGUCCCAAAAUUCUCUAGAACAUUUCCGUCUGUUGUCAAAGUAUUUAACUCGGUUAGGAAAAUUAUGUCUAAAUCAGUUUUUUUCUAGUAACCAAAUAGUAUUAACUACAACAUUUACCUUGAUACUUGGAAUACAUUUAAUGUGUCCAAAUAGCAUGUCUCAAUAUAAGUUUAAAUUUUGUAAUUUUUUGUCUGAUUGUAUUUACAUGCUUUUAUUUAUUUACUGUUAUUCAGUAUCACUUUUCAACAGUACAAAUGAAUUAAUACACUCCCUACAACCACUUCCCUUAGUUAUUCAGAUAUUGGCUUCACAGACACAAUGUAAUUUUGUAAAGCAGCUUCGACAAAUAGGUCAGUAAAUCAAAGAAGACACAUCUUGCCCAGUCCAUACAUAUAAAAAAAAAUCAAUUCCAUAGAGAUCAGGUGACAUUGUAGUGAAUUAUGCAACAAACCUUUAUGACAUCUGUGAAGCCUGAAUCUGAAUAGGAGAAAUGUUACAAAAAUAUGUAAAACAUUUAUCAGUGAAUAAAAAUCCCAGAAAGGAGAGGCCAAGCCCAUAUUGCCUGGGAGUGCUAUGACAGCCUGGCAUGAAUUUCACAUAUCACAGCUGAGGAGUUGAGAAUCACCAUGGGAGAGGGUAACAACAGCCUUAUCAGGAGCUAGGACUACACCAUAAAUCUUGUACCUGAUGUACAGUCAAAAUUGUAUUAGCUUUUUUCUUUUUUAAUUAUUAAUAUUCUCUCUCAGAAAUUGUUAUUGUAGUCCGCAAUAUAUUUAUUCUAUAUAAGUUAGGGCAGAACAAAGCCAAUCUUUCAUAUGCGUAAAAAAUGAAUGGAUUACUAUAUCACACUUCUUAAAAAGAGUCCUCUGGUUGUGCCAUUGGUGAGCAGGUCCAGUGGCCAACACUAAAGACCACUGGACUUGGCCACAAGACAUAUUAAUGCCAUUAGAGGCUUCAUAGAGCCAUGAGUGGGUAAGUAUGGGAUGAAGAAAUAUGAUGUAAGGCCAACAGUCCAUUCUUAGGACAAGAGGGGAUCAAUAUUACAGAAAAAGGGGUCAGUCAAGUCAUGUCAGGUCAUCUUGAACAAUAGCUCAAGGUAGGUAAUGAUGUGUGGAAAAUCUUAUUAAGGUUGACCAGUUUUUGGCGCAUAUUUCACGUAUUCGUGGUUAUUGCCCUUGUCAUAAAUAAAGCAAUAUCUAUGAACUGGUGAUAAAAGAUAUCUCAAACGUGAAUGCACUAGAACUGGUAACAUGUACUAGGAUUUCUAUGUAUCACAAAAAAAUUAAUACAUCUUUCACAAGUUCAAACAUGUAUGUACAAAUUUCAAUUUUGCAAAUUUUCUUAAAAUAUGUAAAAAAACCUAUUUAUAUAACUUAUACCAACAACAAAGUUAUUUGUGCAAUGUAAGUAGGUACAUCCAUUAGUAGUAAUGAUUAAUGAUUACUUUCACAGUGAUUGUAAUUAUAUGACUUGAAAUGUUACUACGCAAAAUGACCCUAAUCCCCAAUGAGAGAUCCUAAACUUGAAGCUGUUAACAAAUGAGUGUUGCCCCCUCACCCCCCACAAGUGUUCAUAUCAGGGCACGUGUACAGCUUGUUGUUUGAAUAAUUAGUUUGUAGUAAACAUUAAAACCUUU